AGCUGUUCCUGUACGGCCAAUAGCGCUCCGGGGGCGGAACCCACGUGUGCUCGGGGCUCCCGUGUGUCAUGUCGGCGGGGGGCUCCGGGGCUGCGCUGUGGGGGGUCCUGGCCGCCUCCUCCGCGCUGCUCCUCUUCAUCUUCCUCAUCAGACAAGUCCUGAGACAACGGAGACCCCCGGGCUUCCCCCCCGGCCCCCCAGGGCUGCCGCUGGUCGGUAACAUCCUGGCCCUGGCCGGGGACCCGCACGUCUAUAUGUGGCAGCAAAGCAAACUGCACGGAGAGAUCUUCAGCCUGGACCUGGGAGGAAUCUCCACCGUGGUGCUGAACGGCUAUGACGCUGUGAAGGAAUGUCUCGUGCGCCAAAGCGAUGUCUUUGCCGACCGCCCCUCACUGCCGCUCUUUCUCAAGUUGACCAAAAUGGGAGGUCUUCUUAACGCCAAGUACGGGCGCUGCUGGACCGAGCAUCGGAAGUUGGCGGUCAGCUGUUUCCGGAAUUUUGGUUACGGGCAGAAGUCGUUUGAGGGGCGGAUCUGCGAGGAAUCGUCCUUCUUCCUGGAUUCGGUGGACACGUAUAAAGGGAAAGCCUUCGAUCCCAAGCACCUGACGACCAUCGCUGUGUCCAACAUCUCCAACCUCGUCCUGUUUGGCGAGCGCUUCCGCUACGACGACGACGACUUCCUGCACAUGAUAGAGAUCUUCAGUGAGAACAUCGAGCUGGCGACCAGCGCCUGGGUCUUCCUGUACAACGCCUUCCCCCUCAUCAGUGUCCUGCCCUUCGGGAAGCACCAGCAGCUCUUCCGGAACGCCAGCGAGGUCUACGACUUCCUCCUCCAGAUCAUCCAGCGCUUCUCCGAAAACCGCAAACCGCAUUCACCGCGGCACUUCAUAGAUGCGUAUCUGGAUGAGAUGGAGCUCAGCGCUGCUGAUCCCGACAGCACUUACUCCACUGAAAACCUCAUAUUCUCUGUAGGGGAGCUGAUCAUCGCGGGGACGGAGACCACCACCAACGUCCUGAGGUGGGCGGUCCUCUUCAUGGCGCUGUACCCCAACAUACAAGUUCAGGUUCAGAAGGAGAUUGACCUUGUGGUUGGACCUAACAGGGCCCCGUCCUUCGAGGAGCGCGGCAGCCUGCCGUUUACCGAGGCCGUCCUGCACGAGGUCCUCCGGUUCUGCAAUAUCGCCCCCUUGGGGAUUUUUCACGCCACUUCCAGAGACACGGUCGUGCGCGGAUACUCGAUCCCAGAGGGCACCACGGUCAUCACCAACCUCUACUCCGUCCACUACGACGAGAAGUACUGGAGAGACCCGGAGAUCUUCUACCCGGAGCGCUUCCUGGACAGCGCCGGCCGCUUCACCAAGAAGGAGGCGUUUGUGCCGUUCUCAUUAGGGAGGAGACACUGUCUGGGGGAGCAGCUCGCCCGCAUGGAGCUCUUCCUCUUCUUCACCGCUCUUCUCCAGCGAUUUCACCUCCAUUUUCCUCACGGUUUUAUACCAAACCUGAAGCCGAAGCUGGGGAUGACGCUGCAGCCGUACCCGUACCUCAUCUGUGCCGAGAGACGCUGAAGCAGGGGCCCGAGCCUCGCCCCGGUCUAGGACAGAUCCGAAUCGCCAAGUGCAAUAGACUGGAAGCUGCAGUUGUCAGAUAUCCGACAACGAGACGCAGCGGCUGUAACCCCCUCCCCCACACCGCUGUGGCCUUUAUACCGUUCAGUAUCACUUUAUAGAUUCUGAUGGUUUUACUGUAAUAUUUUAUAUAUAAAUGUUUUAUCACUCCAUGGCAUGAAAUGGUUAAUGAUCCAGAACAUGGGGAAGGUUUAUAGCAACGGGGGCCCCGACCCAACUAUUCACAAGGGCCACAGCCCUGACAAAGCAAAGGUGAUGUCCAUAAGACCCAUCCACUACUGCGGACAAGAUUCCUGUAUACGAUGGCUGAGGUUGUCACAGCCCCGCCCCCUGCUGAUGACAUCACUGGUAUAAAUGCAUUGUGAGCACAGGGUGGCGGUUGAUAUGCUGAAGGUAACGCUCUGCAGUCUGGGUUCUGAGCUAUUCGCAGGCCGCCAUCCAGGGCGCGGUGCGGCCGCUUCAUGCUAAAGAUCCCGAGCUCAUUGAUGCUGUGGCCCCUGAGGAUCUCAGCAGAGCAAGGAAAGGAUAUUGGCCUUUCAUCCAUCUUGUACGUGGGAACAACCCCGAAACCUGGGUGACUUACCUGCGGACUUACCCGAUGUCACAGUCCACAUUGGUUAAGUCUGCAGCAGGAAGCGAAGAACUGAAAUCCAUGAAGGCACAAAAAACAAGAGGCGGCGGUGGGAGGUAUAUACACGUAUAUUUAUAGUGACCGCGUCAUGUGCUUAUGUACAAACCGCUGCGCCAUUGCUUUACAUUUGCGGAUUUUUACCUUUUUGUGUUUUCGGUGUUACAAACGACACUAAAUACCUAAAAAUCCUGAGAGAGAGCGUAGAAAAAUAUAUCAGAAAUCUCAUCGCCUAAAUAAAAAAAAUAAAAUCCCUUCAUUACGGAAAGAUUUCAACUUUUUCCAGAAUUUUUUUUUUUUGCCUUUUUUUUCAGGGUUGACCACAGAACCUCAAAAAGAGAAAAAAAAAAAAAAGUGGAAAAACACAA
Molecule: messenger RNA, 2621 nt
Organism: Bufo gargarizans (Asiatic toad)
Lineage: Eukaryota; Metazoa; Chordata; Amphibia; Anura; Bufonidae
Product: vitamin D 25-hydroxylase
Exons: 5
Coding region: 69-1565 (498 amino acids)
Biological process (GO): xenobiotic metabolic process
Cellular component (GO): cytoplasm; intracellular membrane-bounded organelle
Molecular function (GO): heme binding; oxidoreductase activity, acting on paired donors, with incorporation or reduction of molecular oxygen, reduced flavin or flavoprotein as one donor, and incorporation of one atom of oxygen; iron ion binding
Source: RefSeq, a predicted model, not a curated record